GAAAUUUCCGGUUCAAGGCUGCUAUUGAGAACUUCCACUCUGGCAGCCCAUGGGCCAAGUUAGUGACCGAAGUUCGUGAUGGGCAGAUGGAAUCUUUUUGCAGUUUUCCUUGUCGCUUCGGCUGGGCAAUUGCUAACGGAAGAGGUGGAUUUUCAUGGUGGGUUUUCCAUGAUACAACGACAACAACGACAAGUUCUGGUGGAAAGUCGCCCGAAACCCUGGGAUGUUCAUCGCUAUGUCCUCGCCAACUUUCACAAAGCCGGUGUUCACCUCACAGCAGGAAUUUUCUUCAGCAUUUUUGCAGCGCUGGGCGUCCCCCCAACUUCAGUUGGAAAUGUGGUCUAUCCGUGCUCUCUGGUGAACACUUGCUUUAACUCGGACGCACCGGUGCGGCAAAUGACAGAUAGCUACAACGCCUCUUAUGCACAGAAGGAGCGCAAACAGAAAAACCGUGCGCCGCUGUACACAGCAAUUUCAGUCAGGGAUCCUUUGGUGAUGGUAGCGUCUGCGUAUUGCUACCAUCGCGACGGCCAUGAACCUUUGAACAAGCUCGUACCAGAAAAAGAACUUCACGGCCUUGGCUUCGCAGAUGGCGCCCAGUUCACAGCAGACAGGAUUCUCCCCUUGAUCCAAGACAUAGUGGGAUCUUUAGAUGAUCCAGCAAACCACACCCAUGUGCUGAGUUUUGAAAGACUGACUGAAUCCUCUGAAAGCUUUGACAAGGAAGUGCAAGAUUUCAUGGAUUUCAUGUUUCCCGAUGAUCUUAUCACGGAAGAUGAACGCCAACAAGCUUUGAAGGCUGCUACUGCCUUUGACGCUCGACGCAACCCCUCAGCCACCGAAAUGGGGCACUCGAAUAGCAAAGACUGUGAGCGGAAAGCCCUAGCCGCCAUCUUGCAGAUGAAACCCGGUAUGCUCAGGACCCUGCAUGAGUUGCGCGCGAAACUGGGUUACAAUGGCAGUCCCAGCAUCCAUUGACGGGCAUCUUUUGAGCCUUGAAAGAUUGAAUCCCUAGUUUGGUUUCAAGAUGACUUUUGGCCACUGCAAAAUGAAGGCCAGCUCGUUGUUCA
Molecule: messenger RNA, 1070 nt
Organism: Cladocopium goreaui
Lineage: Eukaryota; Dinophyceae; Suessiales; Symbiodiniaceae
Source: the annotation of a GenBank genome assembly